AUGGAAAAAGAAGAUGUUGAAGCUGAAAUGCGGAGGCUAAAGAUGGAGCUGAAGCAAACAAUGGAUAUGUACAGUACGGCCUGCAAAGAAGCACUCACAGCAAAACAGAAGGCAGUGGAACUUGAACGCUGGAAAAUGGAAGAACAAAAGAAACUAGAAGAGGCAAGACUAGCGGAGGGAGCAGCACUGGCAAUUAUAGAAAGGGAAAAAGCAAAAUCCAGAGCAGCAAUUGAGGCAGCAGAAGCUUCUAGGAGGAUUGCAGAAAUGGAAGCACAAAAAAGAAUCAAUGCAGAGAUGAAAGCACUCAAGGAAGCAAAAGAGAAGAACAAGAUGCUAAACAAGCUGACACAAUCAGACUUCAGUUUACAAGUGUUACCUGACCACACUCAAGUUGCAGUGAAGGUUCUCCGACCAGAUGCAGCUCAGGGAAGAUCCCAAUUCCAGCAGGAGGUGGAAGUGCUGAGCUGUAUAAGACAUCCCCACAUGGUUCUCCUCUUGGGAGCAUGCCCAGAGUAUGGGUGCCUAGUCUAUGAGUACAUGUCCAAUGGAAGCCUGGAAGACUGCCUCUUUCCGCGACCAAACUCCAGUACUCCCCCUCUCUCCUGGCAACAGCGUUUCCGCAUUGCUGCAGAAAUUGGCACUGGCCUUCUCUUCCUCACCAAAACAAACCAGAGCCUCUUGUGCACCGUGAUCUCAAACCUGCCAACAUCUUGCUGGACCGAAACUUCGUGGCCAAGAUCAGUGAUGUCGGGUUGGCCCGGCUUCGUCACCCAGUAUCGAAUGACGUCUACGGCCGGGACUUUUUGCUACAUAGACCCUGAGUAUCAACAGACAGGAAUGCUGGGUGUGAAAUCGGACAUAUACUCGCUUGGGAUCAUGUAUCUGCAGCUGAUAACGGGCAAGCCACCCAUGGGUCUGACCCACCACGUUGAGCGGGCCAUCGAGAAGGGCACUUUUUGGGAGAUGCUGGACCCAGUUGUGCCUGAUUGGCCUGUUGAAGAGGCCUUGUCAUUUGCCAAGUUGUCCCUCAUGUGUGCAGAGCUGAGACGGAAGGACCGACCCGAUCUUGCCAAGGUUGUUAUGCCGGAGCUGGAGAGGUUGAGAACACUUGCUGAAGAAAGCUUAAUUGGUGGUUUUGAUGGUGGCAUUGCCUCCCUCGCUAAUUUCAGCCAGGGAUCAAAAUUUUCUCUAGUUGUGACUGAACUAGAGAAGUCUGCUGUAACUUAA
This is a messenger RNA of Thlaspi arvense, 1227 nucleotides long. Lineage: Eukaryota; Viridiplantae; Streptophyta; Magnoliopsida; Brassicales; Brassicaceae. The record is from the annotation of a GenBank genome assembly.